AUGAUUUGGAUUUGGGGCCUCUUCGCGUCGGUCGCGGCCGCCAGUGUGGAUGAUUUGGUUGGGACUUGGACUACCAAGUCCCGCGAGGUGUUGACGGGUCCAGGAUUUUACGACCCGCUGAACGACAAAUUCCUCGAACCGAAUCUCACCGGCAUCUCCUACUCAUUCGACGCGGAUGGACACUAUGAAGAGGCUUUUUAUCGCGCGAUAGCCAAUCCGACCGACCCAUCCUGCCCUGCCGGAAUCAUGCAAUGGCAACACGGAUCCUAUGUCGUACACGUUGAUGGAAGUUUGACUUUGACACCCAUUGCGAUUGAUGGUCGUCAAUUACUCUCCGAACCAUGCAAACAGGAUACCGGGCAGUAUACCCGCUACAACAACAGCGAACACUUCAAGGGAUUUGCGACUUCAAUCGAUCGAUACCAUGGUGUCGGGCGACUUGAUCUGACACAGGCCGAUGGGAAAAUCAUGCACCCCAUGUACCUCGUCUAUCGACCCCCAAAAAUGCUUCCUACCAACACCUUGAAUCCAAGUCCCAACUCUCACAAAAAGCGGGACUUCUCCGGAUCUGGGCUACACAAUGGGUUCAACAUGAUCAUCAAGGAAGAGCUCUUGAGUCCGGACCGAUGGUGGUGGUUGGGGGUAUUAAUGACCUCGCUCGGCGGCAUGGCCUUUUUUCUUUCGUAA
Messenger RNA from Penicillium pulvis, 687 nucleotides. RefSeq lists its product as uncharacterized. The record is from RefSeq and is a predicted model, not a curated record. Gene Ontology annotation, biological process: 'de novo' protein folding. Bases 1 to 687 code for a protein of 228 amino acids. Gene Ontology annotation, cellular component: endoplasmic reticulum membrane; endoplasmic reticulum. The transcript is spliced from 4 exons. Lineage: Eukaryota; Fungi; Ascomycota; Eurotiomycetes; Eurotiales; Aspergillaceae.